Messenger RNA from Adineta steineri, 1833 nucleotides. The record is from the annotation of a GenBank genome assembly. NCBI's taxonomy places the organism in Eukaryota, Metazoa, Rotifera, Eurotatoria, Adinetida, Adinetidae.
AUGGCUGAUGAUUUUAUCUAUUGUCGAAAUCAAUCAGAUUUUAUUGAUUCGAUUCUUGAUACAGUUAAACAACAUGAUAGUUAUUUACUUGAUGAAUUACUCAAUGUAACACGUAUGUAUAAAAUUGAUGAUUUGGAUUUUAAUGAUAAUAAUGAACCAAAUCUUGAUCAACAAUUAUCAAAUGAUAAUGAUUUACUUUGGAAACAAUUAAGUCGACAUCAUUGGGCUGUUUGUCGUUAUUUACACUUUAAUGAUAUUGAUAAAGCUUUUCGUCAUCAAUCAAAAAAAUUCUCAUGUCUUAUGGCGAUAUUAAAUGGAUAUUCAAGUCGAAUGCCUACAACAUUACCUGAUGAAGAUCAUGAAAUAGAUCAAAUAAAUCCAACAAUAAAUGAUGAUGAACCAGCAUGGUUAUUACCAGUAUUUAAUCGUCAUGCACAUGAAUUACGUUUACUUGCAUUACUUGGUACUGAUGAUUUAAAUAAUGAUGAUAAUGAAACAUCGGAUACUAUGAAUUCAAAUAGUACAAUACAAACAUGUAAUACUCAAUUAUCACAAAAAGCUAUGAAAGUUUUACAAAGCUUUUCACCAACAAGUAAAAUAAGAAAAGUUGGUGUUUUUAUUAUUGUUAAUCAAAUGUUAAAAACAUAUUAUGCUUUACAUAAAUUUAAUUUAUGUACUUAUUUUAUUUCAAAAGCUGAACGUCCAUUAAAACAAUAUAUGCAAGAAGAAAAUGAUCAACAAGAACAUCGAUUUUCUUCUUACGUUCUUACAUAUCGUUAUUUUCUUGGUAAACAUCUUUUACUCAAACAUGAUUAUAAUUCAGCUAUUGGUCAUUUUGAUUAUGUAUUUACUAAUUGUCUUGAUUCAAACAAAAGUCAAAGUAUUAAAAAUAAACAACAAUCAUUAUUAUAUUUAGUUGUACUUAAAUUACUUCAUGGUUCAACACCAAAAAUGGAUAUACUUGAAAAAUAUCAAUUAAAUCAAUUAAUUGAUUUAAUUGAACCAAUUCGUUUAGGUUCAUUAAAAUUAUUUACUGAAAAAAUUCAUGAAUAUGAACAAUUUCUAUUCGAUACGGGAUUAUUUUUUUUAAUUGAAAAUUUAAAAUUAAUAACAAUAAGAAAUUUAUUUCGUACAUAUGUUUAUCAAAUUGAUCAACAACAAACAACUAGAAUUCCAUUAGAACCAACAUUAUUAGUAUUAUUAAAUUUUGGUUUUGAACAAGAAAAUUUCUUUACAAUUAAUGAACUUAUUGAUAUAUUAAAUAAUAUGAUACAAAAAGGAAUGAUUAGAGGAUAUAUAUCAUAUAAAUUUCGAACAUUAGUUGUUAGUAGAAAAGAUCCAUUUCCAAAACAAUUUCGUUUUACUUCUUUGUUAAAUAGAUCACAAUUACACCAUGAUGGCGAUCAUGCAACUGUUCCAAACUUUUUUCCUAAACGAGAACGAACACUUUCACAAUGUGAACGUGUAUUGCAAAGUCCAUCGUAUCAAGGAAAAAUUCAUGAAUUUUGUCGAGAAAAAGGUUAUGGUUAUGUACAACCCAAAGAUAACCAAAGUGAAUUGAUUUUUGUUCAUGUUUCUGAUAUUGAUGAUGAUUAUGUUCCUACAAAAGGUGAUAUAGUAACAUUUAAAAAAAUGUUAAUGCCACCAAAGAAUGAAAAAACGAUGGCGGUACAUAUAAAACUUCUUCGUUUAGCUGAUGGUGUUAAACAUGAAUCAUGGGAAGAAGCUGUUGAACAUGAUUUAGAACAUCGACGAGUAUCAAGAUCGAAUUCACAUACACUUCCACAGGAAUCAACAAAUGAUAGUGAACAUAUUGUUACUCAUAUUGAUUAA